CCCCGAGAUCUCUUUAAAGUACAGUAUUCUGCGGGGCCUUGGCGUGGAGCUGCUGCAGAGCCGUGGUUACAAUCUCCGGAGCCCAGCAGCCGCUCUCUGUAGGGAGGGGAGCACGCAGCCGGGGUCUUACUUUAGGGUGAAGUUUCAAUUUGGGCCAACGGGCACUGUCGUGACCACGGCUAUCCUAGUGCCCCCUUUCUCCAAAGGAGGAUUUCCUGCCGCAGGCAACCGGGUAAGGAUGAGGUCUCCGUUCGCCUGCGUUUCUGUUCAGGGUAGGAAGAUCGGCACUGUCACAACUGACGGGCGACACCACGAUUCUCCUGCGGCCCCACUCCGCUCCCAGACUUUGGAUGGUGUUGGGGAGGUACGAGAGCAGAGAUUGGACCUGGGACACAGAGAGUGUGUCAUUCGUUCUACUCUCCUCAGGGUCCGUCCAUGGCUUCCCAGGAGAGGGUGAAAGCAGUGGCCAAAGGAACGGGGUUCUGGCGCUGCCGAAAGCCAGCCGCUUACACCCCAGGGACUUGCGAGCUGCUCAAAGGUCGUGAUGAUGAAGGAAUCCAAACUGACUAACUUCCAACAGCGCCACAUCAUGGACUCCAUGAAAAGAGGAGACACUCUGCCCUUACAGUGCAGCCCAACAUCCAGCCAGAGGGUCUUGCCUUCCAAGCAGACGGCCCCGGCCAUCAGCUUGCCUCCCAUCCUGGCAGCCCGGUCCCACCUCCGGCCUGCCAGCACAUGCCAAGCCAACGGAGCCUACAGCCGGGAGCCAUUCGAGCCGCAAGCCACCAGAGACAUGGAGAAAGAAAAACGAAGACUCCAAAAUAUCUUUGCCACUGGGAAGGACCCAGACAAAUGGAAAAGAAAGCCGCCUCCUGUGUAUCAGGAAGACCCAGCCCCUGAGCCGGACCGGUUUGAAGAACUGAUAAAGGAAAUCCAGGAGAGGAAAGAGUUCCUGACUGACAUGGAGGCCCUAGGACAGGGCAGACAAUACCGAGGAAUCAUCCUUGCUGAAAUCUCCCAGAAACUACGGGAAAUGGAAGACAUUGACCACAAGAGGAGUGAGGAGCUUAGGAAGGCUCUUGCCACCGCUUAAUCUCUCUCCAGGGACAAGGACAGGAUAGCCCCACCUGGCCACUGAAGCCCACCCCUUUGCCAAGC
Molecule: messenger RNA, 1158 nt
Organism: Manis pentadactyla (Chinese pangolin)
Lineage: Eukaryota; Metazoa; Chordata; Mammalia; Pholidota; Manidae
Gene: C10H22orf23
Product: chromosome 10 C22orf23 homolog
Exons: 6
Coding region: 545-1093 (182 amino acids)
Source: RefSeq, a predicted model, not a curated record